Ylistrum balloti is the source of this 2051-nucleotide messenger RNA. RefSeq lists its product as uncharacterized. The coding region runs from base 35 to 1927 and encodes 630 amino acids. The record is from RefSeq and is a predicted model, not a curated record. Lineage: Eukaryota; Metazoa; Mollusca; Bivalvia; Pectinida; Pectinidae. The transcript is spliced from 2 exons.
ACAAUGACUCACGGUAUACCGACAGUCAUCACCAAUGGUUGACAUGAAUCAAGACAACCUUCCGGUCAAAAUUAAGAAGUCAUUGUCGGAGAUGCUAGACGAAUUGGUCGCAAUGGCUCGACCAUUACCACAGGACUUUAGAAUGGCGACUUACUGUCGGUACGUCAACCUGAUAAUGGAGGAGUUGGGACAAGAACGGUGUAUAUUGGUAGGAAGUACAAAAGAAGGAACGCGACUCCGCACAAAACAAAAUGAAGGUGAUUAUGACAUCUUGGUAAUAGGGGAUAUCACAGUGCCGGUGGAGAAUCUAAAGCAUCGCGAGGAUCUUCCAUGUUUUGUACAUAUAAACGGGACAUUCAUGAAAGAAGUGGAAAGAAAAGACCUCAUUGAUGGAGAGUAUCUUCCGGCAACACUACUGAAAAAGCUUUCUCCUUCACUCUUUGGUCACGUGAAAGGUUUGUUGGAGCUUUUCCUUAGACCCCAGUCAUUUAAAGCAAAUGGAAUAUCACGGGUUACGAUGGACACAGAUAUCAAGCCUGGGUUUAAUACGGUCGACUUUGAAGACUGGAGCUGUGAUUUACUUUUACCAAAAACCAAUCCAGGAUAUCGACAUGACAAAGCAUUGCGAAAGACAUAUGCUGAACGAGUAAACCACUCAGAGUUUUUCCAUGACAAGUCCAAUGGCGCUGUCCAUGCUAUGGAAAUUAUAGCAAAAUUACUUCUGCUUUUCAAAACAAAGGAAAAUUCAGACUCAUAUUUAUAUCAAACCUUCAGACCAUAUCUUAAUGUUCUUGCCGCAGAAGAAGAAAACCAUGUGAGUACCGCUGCUGAAACUAUUGGUGACGUCAGGGAGAACUUACAAGAGGAUCACAAAGGGACAGAGCCUCCAGAAAUAAACUGCACCUCGUCACUUGUCAAACAAACCAGAUCCAAGAUCAAGUCUGUUCGAGCGACAUACAAUAAGAAAUCCAUGAAGGAUUUUAUUCCCGCUCUUCGUUUGUCUGGGCCGCCUAAAUUCAUCCACGAAUGGAUUCUGCGAACUCGAUACUGGCCUAGGAAACCAAUGGUGGAUGCCAUCUCAAGAAGCCAGUAUUUCGUUGUAGCCAAACCAGCUGUAAAAGAUGAGAAGCCCGAAAUAGAUUUCUGCCUCUCCUGCAAUCUAGCUGAAAUCACGCUGGCAAGGCAAAUGCCUUCUGGACACAAAAAAUGUUUGUUAAUGAUCAAGGCCUUUCAGAGAACCAUACUAAAGGAAUACUCAGAUGACGUGACGACCUUUCACUGGAAAACAGCUAUAUAUUGGAUGCUAGAGUCAACUGACCCAGUCACCUACUCAGAGAAUAGCAAGGACGUGCUAAAUGUGUUGAGGGACCUCCUGGACUACAUGAGGGAUCGGUUACAUGAGGGUAGACUUCAACAUUACUUCUUUCCUAGCAACCUCUUUGCAGGUUUAGAGAGGAGUGUUCGCGUUGGUAUCGUCGAGAAAAUAGAGGCGAUCUACAUGAAUCCAGUUCAGAAUCUACAAACAUUCUUUUACAAAGUUCAUGAAGACCAAGUGAAUGUAAUUGACCUUCCUUUUGACAAAAUUAUGGAAAUGAAAAAGAAAACAGGGCAAGAGAGGGAUAGAUUUCUCUUUGACAAAGCGCUCGACAUAUUUGAAGAAAUCGGUAGAGCCCAUUCUUUAGAUAAGCAAGCAUCAGCAACAGUCAUUCCUGAUAUAGUAUUUAAGGUUGCAAAUAUUUUACUAACAGACGAGCAGGCAAAAAUCGGUCAAACGAUCGAUACAGUAGACGUGAGAGAACUCAAAAGUAAAUUGAUGGCUGGAUUAGCGGAUGUUCUACAAAACACAGAGAUGGACAAAGCGACCAGAUCACGUGCAGAAGAAAAACUGGUCAAAAACCUCAAAACGCUUUUGUCGUUAGACUAUUAAAUACCGAAUUGUUCUAAACGGAUCUGUGAUAGACAUAUAACUUAGUAAAAUGAGAGCUGUUGUGAAUAUAACAUAUGUAAAUAUCAAAAUGUUGAAUAGAUAAAUAGAUAUGUUUACAUAUCAG